GCGAGAUCAACAGGCGUUGUUCGCCGCCCUUCUCCUGGCUUGACGCCGAUACGCUGCUGAAGAAUUCUCGAGUUGGCGCAAAGUGGAACGUUAGUAGACAGUGUUUCGCCUCGUGAUUUUCGCUCGAUACGGGUGUGUUUAUAUCAGAAUGACACGGUCCACGCUCGAUAUGAUCACUUGUUGUCUAACCGAAGAGGAGAAAACCAAGCGAUCUAUCAACAAAGCAAUCGAGGAGCAGCUUCGGCGAUACAAAAAGCAGGACUACAACGAGUUGAAGCUAUUACUGCUCGGGACCGGCGAAAGUGGGAAAUCGACCUUCAUCAAACAGAUGAGGAUCAUCCAUGGCAGAGGAUACACCGAGAAAGAUCGAGCACAAUUCGCUCGAAUCGUCUAUCAGAACAUAUUUAUGGCGAUGCAGUCGCUCAUCGAUGCGAUGAAGCUCCUCGGCAUCCAAUACGCUGCACGGGAAAGACUCGCCGAUGCCAACUUGAUAAGCGCGAUAGAGUAUCGAACGGUAUCAACUUUUGGUGAACCCUACGUGCAGGCCCUUAAGAAGUUGUGGGACGACCCCGGGAUCAAAGAGUGCUACGCAAGACGGCGAGAGUUCCAGCUGACCGAUUCGGCAAAAUACUUCCUUUCGAAUGUUGACCGAUUCGCAGCGGAAGACUUUUUGCCGAAUCAAGAGGACGUGCUAAGAGUUCGAGUGCCAACUACGGGUGUCGUCGACUACACAUUCGAAAUAAAUUCCCAUAGGUUUCGAAUGGUGGAUGUGGGUGGCCAGCGGUCUGAGAGACACAGAUGGAUUCAUUGUUUUUCGAAUGUGACUUCUAUCGUAUUCCUUGUCGCUGUUUCCGAAUACGACCAGGUUUUGCUCGAAAAAGACAACGUCAACCGCAUGGAGGAGUCCUUGGCUUUGUUCAAACUCAUCAUUUCAUACAAGUGGUUUCAAAACGCGUCGAUGAUCCUGUUCCUGAACAAAAAGGACCUUCUCGAAGAAAAAAUUGCCAAUUCGCAUCUGGCGGACUAUUUCCCAGAGUACACCGGUCCGAAAGCCGACGCUUAUCAGGCUCGGCAAUUCAUUCUGGACAUGUUCCUCGCCGUCAACGAGGGUGAAUUCGGAAUGAAACCCAGGCAAAUCUACUCACAUUUCACCUGUGCGACUGAUACAAACAAUAUCCGUUUCGUCUUCGAUUCUGUGAAGAACACUUUGAUACAGAAUAAUAUCGACACCAUCAUCCCCGUGUAGUAGACCUGGAAAUCUGCUGAAGAAAAGAAGCCGGAAUACGAUCCGAUCCUCGCCAAGGAAACGUGCUGGAAGCGUUUCCGUCAUUCGAAGAGAGGGUCGCCGUGAGGCCGGUUCAGGCUCCUUUCCUCGAAACUUGGAGAGCGGCGAGGACUAAGGAAUCUCCUGAUACAUUCCCAUCUCUGGAAUCCCCGAACCGGAGCUUUAUCGUUCCGACAUUAUUGUGUGCAUAACUAUGUGUAAAUAUCCGCUAGGCCAUUGGAACUCGGAGUACAUCUUCGAGUUCCCCUCUAUGGAAUGGAAAGGCGCUCCGCGGAGGUAGCGAGCUAGUUCUGCGAUUCCUGCUUGGAAAACUUGAGAAAAAUUCGUU
Messenger RNA from Galendromus occidentalis (western predatory mite), 1613 nucleotides. Its product is annotated as guanine nucleotide-binding protein subunit alpha-11. The transcript has 9 exons. The coding region runs from base 149 to 1246 and encodes 365 amino acids. Gene Ontology annotation, cellular component: cytoplasm; heterotrimeric G-protein complex. The record is from RefSeq and is a predicted model, not a curated record. Lineage: Eukaryota; Metazoa; Arthropoda; Arachnida; Mesostigmata; Phytoseiidae. Gene Ontology annotation, biological process: adenylate cyclase-modulating G protein-coupled receptor signaling pathway. Gene Ontology annotation, molecular function: G-protein beta/gamma-subunit complex binding; GTPase activity; guanyl nucleotide binding.